This is a messenger RNA of Arabidopsis thaliana (thale cress), 1685 nucleotides long. Its product is annotated as SNF1-related protein kinase regulatory subunit beta-2. Lineage: Eukaryota; Viridiplantae; Streptophyta; Magnoliopsida; Brassicales; Brassicaceae. Gene Ontology annotation, cellular component: plasma membrane; chloroplast. The transcript has 4 exons. The record is from RefSeq and is marked reviewed.
AAAGAGAGAGCAGAAAAUGUGAGUGGGGGAAGAUGGAGAGUGGUAUGGGAACAACAACAAUUGAUGCUAUGACAAACAACAACAGCAAGAAAUUUGUGUGAGAGUAGAGAGUCUUGCUUCAGUUGAAUCAAAGAUUGGUCCUUUUUUUUUCGUUUUCUCUUUCCUGCUUUUUUUGUUUGUAGUUUCUGAUCUCUCAGGAAGGCUUUUUAUAAAUUUGCCCUCAAUUUCUCCGUCCCUACUACUCUUUUUGAUCAAUUUCUACGGGAAAAAGCACCAAUCUUUAAACCCGGGCAUGUCCUUGUAAUCGAGUAUGUUGUGUAAGUGAUGAAUUUGUGGUGAGAUCUGGUGAGAAGUUUCCUCUUUUUUCUCAGAUUGCGGUAAAAAAAAAGAGUUUUUAAUAAGGAAGAGAUUGAGAUUAGAUUUUAUCGCUUUUGUUUGUGUGAUAUGGGUAACGUGAACGCCAAAAGAAAACCGAAAUAGUAACAACGCUUCUGCUGUUGAAGACGAAGACGCUGAGAUUUGUUCUCGUGAAGCUAUGUCUGCUGCUUCUGAUGGUAACCAUGUCGCUCCUCCUGAGCUUAUGGGUCAAUCUCCUCCUCAUAGCCCUCGAGCUACUCAGUCUCCUCUCAUGUUUGCUCCUCAGGUUCCGGUGCUUCCACUUCAAAGACCUGAUGAAAUUCAUAUCCCUAAUCCUUCGUGGAUGCAAUCGCCAUCUUCGUUGUAUGAAGAAGCUUCUAACGAACAAGGAAUCCCUACGAUGAUCACUUGGUGUCAUGGAGGCAAGGAGAUUGCUGUGGAGGGAUCAUGGGAUAAUUGGAAGACAAGAAGUCGGCUGCAGAGAUCUGGGAAGGACUUCACUAUCAUGAAAGUGUUACCUUCAGGAGUCUAUGAGUACAGGUUCAUUGUGGAUGGACAGUGGAGGCAUGCCCCUGAGCUCCCUUUAGCUAGAGAUGAUGCUGGGAACACUUUCAACAUUUUGGAUCUUCAGGACUAUGUUCCUGAAGACAUUCAAAGCAUAUCUGGGUUUGAGCCUCCGCAAUCUCCAGAGAAUAGUUACAGCAACUUGCUUCUCGGAGCUGAGGACUACUCUAAAGAACCGCCUGUGGUUCCCCCGCACCUACAAAUGACACUGCUGAACUUGCCGGCAGCCAAUCCUGACAUUCCAUCUCCGCUGCCGAGACCUCAGCAUGUCAUUCUCAAUCAUCUUUACAUGCAGAAGGGCAAAAGUGGUCCUUCUGUGGUUGCGCUUGGUUCCACUCACCGAUUUCUAGCAAAGUAUGUAACUGUGGUGCUCUACAAAUCCCUGCAGAGGUGAGUGAAGAUGAUGCAAUUCCAAUGGGUAGUUAGCAUGUGGAUCCUCGGCAUGCUCUUAUCUAUUUUGGUGUUAAAACGUUAACUCAUGGAGUAUGGGUGAGGCUAUAUAGAAAGGAGACACACGAAGAGAGUUAUUUCCAGGCAAAGUAUUCCCUCGAUACAGCGAAUUUUGUUGUCUUUAAAAGUUGUCAAUAAGGUUUACCAACAGAAUGAAGAUGCAGUAUUCAGUCAGUGUCUGUGUAAUCUUUUGAUUUGAAGACUUCAUCAUCUGUUUUUUUUUUAGCAUAGAAGAAUGCAGGAACGACUUCACUUGUAAAACCGGCAAAUCUUUUUUAUGGUUUUGUUUUGGGGCUUUCAAGUUUUCACAAAAA